ACCACACACAAUGUCAGCUGCACAACUCCUCAACCCCAAGGCGGAGUCGCGACGCCGCGGUGAGGCUCUCAGAGUCAACAUUAAUGCUGGAGAAGGCCUGAAAGAUGUUCUCUCCUCCAACUUGGGUCCAACGGGCACCCUCAAAAUGCUGGUCGAUGGCGCAGGAGGCAUCAAGCUCACAAAGGAUGGCAGCGUGCUGUUGAAAGAGAUGCAAAUUCAGAACCCCACAGCUGUCAUGAUUGCCCGCGCAGCGACUGCACAAGACGAGAUUUGCGGAGAUGGCACAACGAGUGUGGUUAUGCUGGUGGGAGAACUGCUGAAGCAAGCAGAUCGCUACAUCAGUGAGGGACUACACCCAAGAGUCAUCACAGAUGGUUACGAGGUGGCCAAGAACGAGACACUACGAUUCCUGGACUCCUUCAAACUCCCGAAAGAAGUCGACCGCGAACUCCUCCUCUCCGUCGCCCGCACAUCGCUCUCCACCAAGAUCAACUCCACCCUAGCCGAGCAACUCACACCCGAUAUCGUCGAUGCCGUCCUCGCCAUCUAUGAAGCUCCCGCAAAGCCCGACCUGCACAUGAUCGAGAUCAUGACCAUGCAGCACCGCACAGCAGCAGACACCCAGCUCAUCCGUGGUCUCGCAUUAGACCACGGCGCUCGCCAUCCCGAUAUGCCCAAAGACGUCAAGAAUGCCUUCGUCCUCACCCUCAACGUCAGCUUGGAAUACGAAAAGAGCGAGAUCAACAGUGGAUUCUACUACUCCAGCGCAGAACAGCGGGACAAACUGGUGGAGAGUGAGCGUCGAUUCGUGGACGACAAGCUGCGCAAGAUUGUCGAGUUGAAGAAGGAAGUCUGCGGAGAUGACCCAUCAAAGGGCUUCGUCGUGGUCAACCAAAAGGGUAUCGACCCGCUCUCCCUCGACGUACUCGUCAAGAACGGCAUCUUCGCCCUCCGCCGCGCCAAGCGCAGAAACAUGGAGCGUCUGCAACUCAUCUGCGGCGGCACCGCACAGAACUCCGCGGAUGACCUCUCACCCGACAUCCUCGGCUGGGCCGGCCACGUCUACGAGCACCAGCUGGGAGAGGAGAAGUACACAUUCAUCGAGGAGGUCAAGGAUCCCAAGUCCGUCACUAUCCUCAUCAAGGGCCCCAACGCACACACCAUCACUCAGAUCAAGGAUGCGGUUCGCGAUGGCUUAAGAUCGGUGUAUAAUAUGAUUGUGGACGGCAGUGUGGUGCCUGGUGGUGGAGCGUUCCAGAUUGCGUGCGCGAGACAUCUGAAUUCGGAUGAGUUCAGGAAGCAGGUCAAGGGCAAGGCGAAGUGGGGUGUUUCUGCGUUUGCGGAUGCGUUGUUGAUUAUUCCCAAGACGUUGGCGGCGAAUAGCGGGCAUGAUAUUCAGGAUUGCAUCGCAACACUCCAAGAUGAGCACGCGGAAGGACACAUCGCCGGUCUCGAUCUCACACUCGGCGAGCCGAUGGAUCCUGUACAACAGGGUGUCUACGACAGUUUCCGCGUGCUGAGGAAUUCGAUCGCCAGCUCAACGGGCAUUGCGUCGAACUUGCUGCUUUGCGAUGAGAUGCUCAAGGCGAGACAAAUGGGCAAGUCGGGUCCGCCUGGGUUGGAAGAUGGGGAAUGA
Messenger RNA from Zymoseptoria tritici IPO323, 1636 nucleotides. RefSeq names its product t-complex protein 1 subunit zeta. Gene Ontology annotation, cellular component: chaperonin-containing T-complex. Gene Ontology annotation, molecular function: ATP-dependent protein folding chaperone; ATP binding; ATP hydrolysis activity. The record is from RefSeq and is a predicted model, not a curated record. Lineage: Eukaryota; Fungi; Ascomycota; Dothideomycetes; Mycosphaerellales; Mycosphaerellaceae. Gene Ontology annotation, biological process: protein folding. The coding region runs from base 11 to 1636 and encodes 541 amino acids. The transcript has 2 exons.